AUGCGGAUCCCCAAAGCUACACUCGGCCUUAUCUCCAAAUUGCUUGAAGAUCUUUUGGCCGACAACCCCGUCGUUGCGCUAGCUAACAUCCAUGCGUUUAAGCAGGCUUCACCCGCCCUCGAAGUGGGUAAGCGCCUGCAGUUCCACGACUACUUCGUCACACACCUGCCGUCGUCGUCGCUACAUCCGGACCCGCGGGGGCCCACCUCUUCCUUCCAUAAACUCCCUCGUUCGGCGUCGAUACCACAUACCGGAGAUACACUGCACUCGCCGACAUUACUCCAGAAUCUAGUAGGCCGCGAGACGACAGUAGUCCGAAUCCCGCUUCGCCGCGCAAAGCAUCAUUUCGGAGCCGUCACUGCCCGCGGUACUCGCCCUACAAAUGAAGAUACAUACCAAGCCGGUGUCAUCGACCUUCCUGCCUUCGCAAAGCGACCCCCGGCGUCGCUAACUAUUAAGCGAUCCAACGACCCAAAAUCUUCAGCCGACUCGCGCGAGUCGCGUGGCGCGGAGACGGCCAGUGGGGAUCCGCAAGUAUUCUAUUUCGGCGUAUUUGACGGACAUGGCGGAUCCGAGUGCAGCACGUUUUUGCAGGAUAGGCUACAUGAAUAUAUCCAGAACGCAGCGGCCGAUUUCGAGCUUCAAUCGAGUCUCCGCACGAAGCAACAACAGGUGAAUUACGGGGAAGUCUCAUCCGCCACCGGUUCAUUGCCGGUGAUGCAGGAGGCUGAUCGCAAACGCAUUGGAGAUCUGGAGAAGCAUCUCGUGCAGAACUGGCGCCGGCUAGUUGGCGGCUACUUCAAGAGAUUCAAGCCACCACAUUUUGCCUACUAUGGCCCCGACAACUCCACAGAGAACGCCGCUUCCACAGGCUAUGUUUCCAUUGAGGAGGUUCUGGAGUAUGCCUUCCUGCGUGCCGACUUGGACUUUGUCAAGGCGCAAGCGGCCAAGCAGGAUGAUGAUCUGGUUCAAGCUGAGAAGCCGCUGAACGAAGAUGAGAUUCUCUAUAACCCGAGCUUGACUCGAAGUCCCAAGAUCGGUGGCCGGUCACGAUUCAAAGGUGGAAGUACUGGGAGUAUUGCCAUGAUCUCAACUCCAACCCCGACACCUUUCUGGCACCCGGCUGGCCCGUCGAGUCUGCUGGUCGCCCACGUCGGCGAUACCAGGGUUUUACUCUGCUCAACUAUAACCGGACAAGCGAUUCCACUGACUUCGAACCACCACCCAUCCUCUCCUCUAGAGGCAGGUCGACUACGUCGCUACGCCACGACCUUUGUGACCGAUUCCUUCGGCGAGGAGCGCAUGAGCGGACUUGCCAACACCCGGGCCUUCGGCGACGUUCAAUCCAAGCGCAUUGGCGUCUCCGCCGAACCCGAGCUCCGUCGUAUCGAAAUGGGACCGGCUGAAUUCUCCUUUUUGGUCAUGGUCUCCGACGGUAUCAGCGGCACCUUGCUAGAUCAAGAGAUCGUUGACAUUGUCAAAGAAGCCCGAACCCCCGAGCAAGGUGCCCGUGAUGUAGCUAGUUUUGCAACUGAGGUGACCAAGGAGGGGGACAAUGCUACUUGCCUGGUCAUCCGACUUGGCGGUUGGGAGCGACGACUGGAAGGGGGCGUGGGCAGUUUGGGAACGAAGGAGUCUCGCGAGUGGCGGCGACAGGAUGCCACCGAUCCGCGCAGGUCACGGACGUGA
Messenger RNA from Penicillium canariense, 1689 nucleotides. RefSeq names its product type 2C protein phosphatase PTC6 (gene ptcA). Gene Ontology annotation, biological process: protein dephosphorylation. Lineage: Eukaryota; Fungi; Ascomycota; Eurotiomycetes; Eurotiales; Aspergillaceae. The coding region runs from base 1 to 1689 and encodes 562 amino acids. Gene Ontology annotation, molecular function: cation binding; protein serine/threonine phosphatase activity. The transcript has 2 exons. The record is from RefSeq and is a predicted model, not a curated record.